AUGCGCAAGGGUCUCGUCGUACGAAGGUCGAGCACGGUUUCGUCACGCCUCCUGGGCGGUGGCAGGCAGGGAGGCUCGGCGUCGCUGCUGCGAUUGCCCAGACGGUCGAUCAUCACCGACAACCAGCCCAUUCGCACGCACGCGCAGGAAGAGGUCGCGUCGUCGAACGGCAGUUCAGGUGUGAUCAAGCGUAUCCUCGCCAUCGGCGUGGGUGCCGGUCUGGUCGUGACCGCUCUCACUCUGCCACUUGCCGAUGAGAUCACCAAUCGCGAAGAGAAACCGCUGGCACUGCUGGAGAAGCUGUUCACCAAGUACGCCAGCGCGGAGCGCAACGGCGUAAAGUUCAUGACGCGGCGGGACUUCAUCGCCUCCAUGAUGCCGCCCGACAGCGAGCUCGGGCCGGCGCUCGCCCUGGACACCUUCCGCGAGCUGUUCCCCACCGACGACACCCUCAUCUCCUUCUCCGAGUUCGUCCUCUUUGAUGCCCUCUCCUCUUCGACCAAGAAGGCCCUUGCCACCUCUUUCCAGGUCUUCGACACCGACUCUGACGGUCUCCUCGCCAAAGACGAGUUCCGCAAGGUGGUGGCGUCGACGGGCGUGGGUCCGCGCCUGAUGUUUGAUCUGGACGACCCGUACUGGGAGCGCUACUUCGGCAAGGACGGCAAGGGCAAGAUCAGCGAGGCUGAGCUUGGUCUCAUCUUUGGCUCGUUGAAGGAGGGCAUCCUGGCGCAGGAGUUCUCGCGCAACUCGUUCGAGAGCGACAAGAACGCGAUCCCGAUGGAGGCCUUUGCGCGCGUGCUGCUGGUCAACGCGCCCUCGACUCGCAUCCCCAAGCGCGUGGUGGACAACCUCAAGACCGUGAGCGCGGCGUUCAAGGACGCCUCGGUCACCUUCGAUCGAUUCCGCGAGUUCAACAUCUUCAUCUAUCGGCUGUCGGAAUUCGAGCGGGCGCUCAAGAUGGCGAUGGUGGCCAACUCGGGCAACAUCACGCGCGACGACUUCCGGCGCACCGCCCGAGUGUCCACUGGCGUCGAGCUCAACCCGUCCGAGAUCGAGCUCGUGUUCCACCUCUUCGAGGACCAGAACAAGCGCGGCAUGCUCGACUGCAACGCCUUCCUCGACAUCAUGGAGUUCAGGCGCGCCCGCCGGCUCUACGACAUCCAGCAGCUCAAGGUCAUCAAGCACGCCGUCAACCCCGGCCGCGCCAUGGUCAAGGCCAUGGAGAGCUUCGCCAUCGGCGGUUUUGCCGGCGCCAUCGGUGCCACGUUUGUGUACCCGAUCGACUUGGUGAAGACCCGCAUGCAGAACCAGCGCCGCACCAAGGGCGGCAUCGUGCCGCCGGGCCGCGUCAUCUACACGUCGUCGUGGGACUGCGCCGCCAAGGUCCUCAAGUACGAGGGCUUCAAGGGCUUCUACAAGGGACUGGGUCCCCAGCUGAUCGGUGUCGCUCCCGAGAAGGCCAUCAAGCUCGUCGUCAACGACUACCUGCGCUCGUGGUUUGGUCAGGUGCAGGGCGCCAAGCCUGGAGAGAUCUACUUCCCGCUCGAGGUUCUGGCCGGCGCCGGUGCGGGAGCCUCGCAGGUGAUCUUCACCAACCCGCUCGAGAUCGUGAAGAUCCGCCUUCAGGUGCAGGGCGAAACGCCCGGCGCCAAGAAGUCGGCCUACCAGAUUUGUAAGGAGCUCGGGUUCACAGGCCUCUAUAGGGGAGCGUCGGCGUGCUUCCUGCGCGAUAUCCCCUUCUCGGGCAUCUACUUCCCGGCCUACGCCAAGCUCAAGCAGUCGUUCAGGGACGAGGAGGGCCGCCUCUCCAACACCAACCUCCUGCUGGCCGGUUCGCUGGCCGGCGUCGCCGCCGCGUCGACCACCACCCCGGCCGACGUCAUCAAGACGCGAUUGCAGGUCGAGGCCAGGCUCGGCGAGGCCAGGUACAACGGCAUCCUCGACUGCUUCGUCCAGGUGCUUAAGUCUGAGGGUCCGACUGCGUUCUUCAAGGGAGUGGUGCCGCGCGUGUUCCGCUCGUCGCCGCAGUUCGGCAUCACGCUGCUGUCCUACGAGUUCCUCCAGGACAUGUUCCACCCGGAGGACAUCGUCGUGUCGGCACCCACCAACGCCCCCGUCGCCCAGGACGACAUCAAGCCCGCGCCCUCUGUCAUCCACCUCUCCGUCGCCGCCGCCGCUAAGGAGGAGGUCGAGGUCAAAUAA
Acanthamoeba castellanii str. Neff is the source of this 2202-nucleotide messenger RNA. Its product is annotated as Calciumbinding mitochondrial carrier protein. The record is from RefSeq and is a predicted model, not a curated record. The coding region runs from base 1 to 2202 and encodes 733 amino acids. The transcript is spliced from 7 exons. Lineage: Eukaryota; Discosea; Longamoebia; Acanthamoebidae. Gene Ontology annotation, biological process: L-glutamate transmembrane transport; malate-aspartate shuttle; aspartate transmembrane transport. Gene Ontology annotation, molecular function: L-aspartate transmembrane transporter activity; calcium ion binding; L-glutamate transmembrane transporter activity.